Molecule: messenger RNA, 1583 nt
Organism: Mycotypha africana
Lineage: Eukaryota; Fungi; Mucoromycota; Mucoromycetes; Mucorales; Mycotyphaceae
Product: phosphatidyl serine synthase-domain-containing protein
Exons: 6
Coding region: 298-1437 (379 amino acids)
Biological process (GO): phosphatidylserine biosynthetic process
Molecular function (GO): L-serine-phosphatidylethanolamine phosphatidyltransferase activity
Source: RefSeq, a predicted model, not a curated record
ACAACAACACCAACAACAACAACAACAACCAUAGCAGCAACGAAUGAAGUUUAUACUACCUGUAAGUAAUUUGUACUGGAUAAAUAAUGCAUAAAAGACUGGGAUAUAUGUUUUACCCGCGGGAUCCAAUUACUUCAAAAGGGAGGGGGCAGCAAUUUCCACCUGUCAAAAUUGCUCGAUAUUCGAUCUCUAACAAGGGACUAUUUACUAUCAAAGAUUAACAUUAUCAUCAUACCUUUAAUCUCAUUAUCAGUCCAUCCACAUACUGUGACAGCUUUAGUUAUCCUAUUGGCAUUAAUGUUCUAUGCUGCAACCAGAUCAAACUACGAAAGCACGGCUGACAAUAUCAAAUUAGGCAUAUUUGCAGCUAUUGCCUGUUUUGUGUGUAUCGGUAUGCUGCAGUUUCCAGACGGACCAUUUGUACGCCCAAGUAAACCGAUUUGGAGAGCUGUUCUUAGUCUCAGUGUCUUAUAUCAAUUAUUUUUGGUCUUUUUACUAUUCCUGAACAAAGACGAUGCUCGAUAUUUUAUGACAUUUUUUGAUUCCAGUUUAGGUGUUGAUUUACCUGAAAGAUCAUAUGCAGAUGCAUGUGCACUUACAUGGGACAAUGUGAAGAAUCAAAUGGAUAUUUUUGUGCUAGCACAUGCCUUGGGAUGGUUUGGUAAAGCAUUAAUUCUGAGGGAUUACUGGUUCUGUUGGAUUAUUUCUAUCGCUUUUGAAUUAUGUGAAUAUUCGCUACAACAUCAAUUAAAUAACUUUGCUGAGUGUUGGUGGGAUCAUUGGAUUCUCGAUGUUUUGAUCUGCAACUGGCUUGGUAUUGUUGUUGGUAUGAAGUUCUGCCAAUAUUUCGAAGUGAAGCAAUACUCCUGGGUUGGUUUCAGACAGAUUAAAAGUUUCCGCGGAAAAGCAAAGAGGGCCGUUCAGCAAUUUACACCUAAAGAUUGGACGAGAUACGAGUGGAAGACGACGAGUACUCCCAAAAAUUAUUUCGGUACUCUCAUUCUAUUGAUUGUGUUCCUCCAAUGCGAAUUGAACUGCUUCUAUUUGAAAUACAUUCUCUGGGUACCACCCGAACAUCCUUUGAACACAUAUCGCUUGAUUCUCAUGUUCUUAUUUGCCCUUCCAGGCGUGAGAGAAGUCUACCAAUAUUUGUCUGAUAACAACACACGCCGUUUAGGUGCUCAUGCUUGGUUAAUGAUCUUUAACAUCAUGACUGAAACCUUAAUCUGCAUUAAGUUUGCCGAGAACGAAUUUCCUACACCUGCACCUAUGAUUGUAAAAGUGGGAUGGUCAAUUGUGUUCACAGUUCUCUUUGUCAUUUUCCCUCUUUGGCGAUUCACAAGACGUCAGCCUACUGCAGCAGCAGAAGGCUCAGCAGUAGCCACACCAUUGGAAAAUAAUGAUGUUGACUAUAUGGACUUUAGAAAGACACAAUAAUACCGUUAGUUAAAUAGUAAUUAUAAUCAAUAAUGAUGCACAAAGAUGUGAUUAAUAAUAAAAAAGGUAAACAGUGUCAUAGCACUAUACCACAACCGAAGCCAUCAUGCCAAACCCAACCUUUGAUACGCCUAAGAUCCAAUUAC